AUGUCUUGUGGAGCAGGCAAUUCAGUCCAGCCCUGUGACUUCAUGUCAUGUCAUGUCUUUGCUUGGCAGAUUCAAGCCUGUCCAACUUCUCUGCUUACUGUGAAAAUCUUGCAAGCUAGAAAUAUCACCGUAGGAGACUUGUUGAGUGGAGCAGAUUGCUAUGUAUCACUGAGGCUACCAACAGCUUCAAAGGAGGAAGUGAAAACAGAAACCAUCAAGAAUUCCAGUGUGCCUGUGUGGAAUGAAACCUUCUAUUUCAUGAUACAGAGGCAAGUGAAGAACAUUCUAGAACUGAGGAUUUAUGAUGAAGACCCACUCACUAAGGAUGAUCUUCUUUUUACUGUUCUCUUUGAUGUUGGGGAAGUCAAGCCUGGAGAGACAUUCCUUGUAAAUUUUAUUCUGAAUUCAGAGGUACAGCACCUUCCUCACAUAUUUGUUUCAUAUUACAGUGAAAGAGGAUUGUGAAAGUGCAUGCUUCACUAAUGAUGAUUUUAUCAGAUGAAAAUAAUAGGAAUAUAGGGUCUCUCAUGUCUGGAGAGGCCCAGGAUGACAAUUAACUAUACAUCCUUUCAAUGGAUACCUGAUAUACUGUAGUGAACCCAUUCACUUAGUAUGGCUCUUUAUGCAGCUGCAGCUAGACCAUUAUAUGGAAGAGAUGAAUAUAAACAG
Messenger RNA from Varanus komodoensis (Komodo dragon), 669 nucleotides. RefSeq names its product cytosolic phospholipase A2 delta-like. Gene Ontology annotation, molecular function: lipid binding. The record is from RefSeq and is a predicted model, not a curated record. Gene Ontology annotation, cellular component: endoplasmic reticulum. The transcript has 3 exons. The coding region runs from base 1 to 465 and encodes 154 amino acids. NCBI's taxonomy places the organism in Eukaryota, Metazoa, Chordata, Lepidosauria, Squamata, Varanidae.